UCUGGAUACGCGGAUUAUCCCGCUACACUGGAUUUGACCUAGGCAUCACUCCAUCUGCGCUGCAUCACUCGAAAUGUGGAUAAAGUGUUUUUUUUUUUUUUUUUGAAAAUUUGUUGAAUAAACCGGAUUCUCCAUCGGUUUAGUACAAUCUGCAUCAUAUAAGAUUAGGUAAAGAAGGACCAAUGUGGCCAUUACUAUGUGGCGAUAUAAUGGAAUCAGAAGCAAUAUGGAACAUCUCUGUUUUAAUCCAGAAAGUCAACUCAAAGGAACAUCGUCAGUAAAGCCCAUCUAGACAGCAGAAGCAGACCAGUUGUCCACUUCUAAUCUCAAGGCUGUUUGGUCUGUUUUGGAAUCCAUCCCAGUAAUCUUAAACAGGAUUUAGGAUAACAUGUGUCAAUAACCUCAAUGGCCUCACAUUCUUCACUCAUAUGGUUAUCAUCUAAAGGAUUUGAUGUUUCUUCAAUGACCUCCAUAUCAUUUUCCAGAAAAUAUAUCUGAGGAGUUUUAUUUUGUUCAUUGCACUUUUGUAGCAUAACCACUGGUUACCAUGCUUCCCAUUUGCUGGCCCCAUCGUGUACUAUUACUAUUCAGCACCUUCCUGAGUCUUGGUUUGGGCCUGGAGUUCACAGGUUCAGAGGGUCAGUGGGCACGUUAUCUUCGCUGGGAUGCCAGCACGAGAAGUGACCUCAGCUUUCAGUUCAAAACAGCCAUAUCAGAUGCACUGGUUCUCUACUUUGACGAUGGAGGAUAUUGUGACUUCCUGCUCCUGAGUAUUGAAGAAGGCAAGCUUAAGUUGCAUUUUAGUGUGGACUGUGCAGAAACCACUAUAACCUCCAACAAGAUGGUAAAUGACACUCGCUGGCACUUUGCCACCAUCAGCAGGCACAACUUGCGAACCGUGUUGGCGCUGGACGGAGAGUCAAAGGUGGACGAGGUAAGACCACAAAGGCAGUUCAUGAAGAUUGUCAGUGACCUUUAUCUUGGAGGAGUGCCUCAAGACAUUCGGACAUCUGCCCUAACACUACCAGCAGCUAAGGAGAUGCCACCAUUCAAGGGGAUUAUUACAGACCUGGGUUAUGGAAUUCAGGUUCCAACACGCCUUGGAAGCCAAAAGGUCCGGUUAGAGAUGGAAGGCUUGUGUACGGAAAACCUCUGUGAAAAUGGAGGCAGUUGCAGCAUGACUGACGGUGAAGCUUACUGUGACUGCUCUAAAACAGGAUAUGUAGGUCGUUACUGCAAUGAAGCUGUGAACAAAACCCCCGGGUUCGCGCAUAUGGUGAAGUCUCCACAAGCACGCGAGGACAAUGUGGCAACAUUCCGGGGUUCAGAAUACUUCUGCUAUGACUUGUCUCAGAAUCCUAUCCAGAGUAGCAGUGAUGAGAUCACUCUGUCCUUCAAAACUUGGCAACGCAAUGGUCUCAUUCUCCACACGGGCAAGUCGGCUGACUAUGUUAACCUAGCGUUGAAGGACGGUGCUGUUUCAUUGGUCAUCAACCUGGGCUCAGGAGCCUUCGAGGCUAUUGUUGAGCCUGUCAAUGGAAAGUUCAAUGACAACGCCUGGCAUGACAUCAAAGUGACGCGCAACCUGAGACAGCACUCAGGCAUUGGACACGCUAUGGUGACUAUAUUGGUGGAUGGUAUAUUGACCACCACAGGAUACACGCAGGAGGAUUACACAAUGCUGGGCUCAGAUGAUUUCUUCUAUGUGGGGGGAAGCCCAAGCACUGCCGACCUUCCUGGAUCUCCCGUCAGCAAUAAUUUCAUGGGCUGCCUUAAAGAGGUGGUGUACAAAAACAACGACAUACGACUGGAACUCUCUCGCCUGGCCCGCAUCGCAGACCCCAAGAUGAAGCUAGAAGGGGAUGUGGUGUUUAAAUGUGAGAAUGUCCCCACACUAGACCCUAUCUCUUUUGAGACACCAGAAUCCUUCCUCAGCCUGCCCAAGUGGAACACCAAGCGUGUGGGCUCCAUUUCCUUUGACCUCCGCACCUCAGAGCCCAAUGGACUAAUUCUUUUUACACAAGGUAAGCCCCAGGAGAAGAAAGAUGCUCAUAGCCAGAAGAGCAACAAAGUGGACUUCUUCGCUGUGGAACUUCUAGAUGGAAAUAUCUAUCUUCUGCUGGACAUGGGAUCAGGAACAAUUAAAGUCAAAGCCACACAGAGUAAGGUCAAUGACGGAGCAUGGCACCAUGUGGACAUCCAGAGAGAUGGAAGAUCAGGUAUCAUCUCUGUGAAUAGCCGCCGGACUCCAUUCACUGCCAGUGGAGAGAAUGAGAUUCUAGACCUGGAGGGUGACCUAUAUCUUGGAGGUCUCCCAGACAACCGUGUUGGCCUGGUCCUUCCCACCGAACUGUGGACCGCUAUGUUGAACUAUGGCUAUGUGGGUUGCAUCCGUGAUCUUUUCAUAGAUGGUCGCAGUAAAGACAUUCGCCAGAUCGCAGAGGCACAGAAUGUAGUUGGAAUAAAGUCAUCCUGCAGCAAAGUAACAGGAAAACAGUGUGAUAGCAACCCCUGCAAAAACAACGGCAUCUGCAAAGAGGGCUGGAAUCGCUUCAUCUGUGACUGCACCGGUACCGGAUACUGGGAUCGUACCUGUGAGAGAGAGGCAUCUGUCCUAAGCUACGAUGGCAGUAUGUAUAUGAAGGUGGUGAUGCCGAAGGUAAUACAUACAGAAGCAGAGGAUGUGUCUCUGAGGUUUAUGUCCCAGCGUGCCUUUGGCCUGUUGAUGGCUGCCACAUCACGUGAGUCCGCAGACACACUACGACUAGAACUGGACAGCGGCCGUGUCAAACUGACCGUCAAUUUAGAUUGUGGCAGGAUAAACUGUAACACCAGUAAAGGACCAGAGACAUUGUAUGCUGGCCAGAAAGUGAACGACAAUAAUUGGCACUCAGUCAAAGUGAUGCGGCGUGAUAAAAACAUCAAACUCAUGGUGGAUGAUGAUGUAGCUGAAGGUCAGAUGAAUGGUGACCACACUCGACUGGAGUUUAGUAAUAUUGAGACCGGAAUCCUGACAGAACGUUGGUUUGCCUCCACAUCUCCAUCCAAUUUCAUUGGUCACCUGCAAGGCCUAAAGUUCAACAGCCUCCUCUACAUUGACAUGUGCAAGAAUGGGGACAUCGAAUUCUGUGAGCUCAAUGCUCGUUUUGGCAUGCGCUCCAUUGUGGCCGAUCCAGUUACCUUCAAGUCCAAAGGAAGCUAUCUGGGUCUUGCUACACUCCAGGCUUAUAGCACCAUGCACCUCUUCUUUCAGUUCAAAACUACCUCGGGUGAUGGAUUCAUUCUCUUCAACAGUGGAGAUGGAAAUGAUUUUAUUGCUGUGGAGCUUGUCAAAGGGUAUAUUCACUAUGUGUUUGACCUGGGAAAUGGACCGAGUCUUUUGAAAGGAAACAGCGACAGUCCUCUUAAUGACAACCAGUGGCACAAUGUUGUGAUCACUCGAGAUGCCAGCAACACACACACACUAAAGGUGGAUGCCAAGUCUGUCAGCCAGGUGGUCAAUGGAGCAAAAAAUCUGGACCUGAAAGGUGAUCUGUUUGUGGCUGGUUUGGGACCUAACAUGUACCAGAACAUGCCGAAGCUGGUGGUGUCUCGUGAGGGUUUCCAGGGCUGCUUAGCUUCUAUGGAUCUCAAUGGCCGUCUGCCUGACCUUAUCAAUGAUGCUCUGUUCCGCAGUGGGCAGGUCGAACGUGGCUGUGAAGUUGGUUUCACCAAAGCUGACCUUCAAGGGCCCAGCACUACAUGCCAGGAGGAUUCGUGUGCCAACAUGGGUGUGUGCAUCCAGCAGUGGGAGAACUUCACCUGUGACUGUUCCAUGACCUCUUACUCUGGCACCCAGUGCAAUAACCCUGGAGCAACAUACAUCUUUGGAAAGGGCGGAGGACUUAUCACAUACACAUGGCCCAAUAAUGAGAGGCCCAGCACUAGAACCGAUAGAAUGGCAGUGGGCUUCAGCACAGCCAUCAAGGAUGGGAUUCUGGUCCGCAUUGACAGCGCCCCCAGACUAGGAGACUACAUCAUGCUCCAUAUAGAAGAAGGAAAGGUGGGCGUAACGUUCAACAUUGGCACAGUGGACAUCAGCGUCAAAGAGAUGACUACAGAUGUCAACGAUGGAAAAUAUCAUGUUGUGCGAUUCACAAGGAAUGGAGGAAAUGCCACGUUACAGGUGGACAACUGGCCAAUCAAUGAGCACUUUCCAUCAGGUAACAGCGACAAUGAGCGUUAUCAAAUGGCUAAUAAGAAAAUCCCAUUCAAAUAUACCCGGCCGGUUGAAGAUUGGCUACAUGAGAAAGGUCGUCAGCUGACCAUUUUUAACACCCAAGCUACCAUCUCAAUAGGCGGUAAUGACCAAAAGCGACCAUAUCAAGGCCAGCUGUCUGGUCUUUAUUACAAUGGUCUGAAGGUUCUCAACAUGGCAGCUGAAGGUCAUGCUUACAUCAAGAUAAAUGGCAGUGUGAGACUGGUGGGGGAUGUGCCUAUCAGCAGAAGCCCCUCAAGUACCACCACCACCAUGCCCCCAGAGAUGUCCACCACCUUCAUCGAGACCACUACCACCCUGUCAACCACCACUACCCGCAAGCAACGCUCACCACCCACCAUUCAGCAGACAACGGAUGACAUUGUGUCCUCUGCAGAAUGUUCCAGCGAUGACGAGGAUCUGGAGGAGUGUGACGGGGGACACACAGGAGGGGAGUUAGUUAUCCCUGUUCUUGUUGAGGAUCCCAUAGACAUCCCCCCUAUUUCCACUCGAGCCCCUUUCAUCCCCAUUCCCCUGACCCUUCACCCAAUCCUCAACAUUAUUGAGACCACCAAAGAAUCCCUGACAAUUGCCACCGAGGCAGGUGUACCUUGCUUGUCAGACCAAGGCAGCGAUGAUUGUGAUGAUGAUGAUGAUGGUGAUGGCUUGGUGAUAUCGGGUUUUGGCUCUGGGGAGGCCUUCGACUCUAGCCUCCCCCCUACUGAUGAUGAAGAUUUUUACACCACCUUCUCCCUGGUAACAGAUAAGAUCUUGACUACGUCGACCUACGAAGGUGGCUACAAAGCUCUUGCGCCCAAGUGGGAAGUAAAGGACUUUAAACCUAGCAAGGCCUCUGAGGCAGGUAGGACUACGGCCAUCCCGCCUCUGCCUGACUUCAGGAGCUCAGCUGCAUCACCUGUCAUGCCUGAGCAUGCACCCAAAAUCCCAGCUGGGAAAAUGAACAACCGUGAAAUCAAACCCCAACCGGACAUAGUGCUACUACCACUCCCCACAUCUUUCGACAUGGACGGCACCAAACCAAAGGGGCCGUACAUCACCCAGCCCAUGUUGCGCACCAUCCCCAGUGCCCUGCCCACCGUGCCAGGUAUCAGGAGAGUGCCUCCUGGUGCCUCGGAGGUAAUACGUGAGUCCAGCAGCACUAUGGGUAUGGUGGUGGGUAUCAUCUCUGCUGCCGCCCUGUGCAUCCUCAUUCUCCUCUAUGCCAUGUACAAAUACAGGAACAGGGAUGAGGGCUCCUAUCAGGUAGAUGAAACACGGAACUACAUCAGCAAUUCUGCACAGAAUAAUGGCACAGUAAUCAAAGACAAACAGCCCAACACUAAGGGUCCCAGCAACAAGAGACCCAAAGACAAGGACAAGGAAUACUAUGUGUAAAAUGAAAAUCUGAAUGACAAAUAUACACAGAACAACAUCUGAGAAAUCUUGAACAGAAAACAGGGAUUUUACACAUCCUUUAAAAGCUCAAACACAUUGAACCUAUUUCCAAGUUAUGUGAUUUGAAGCACACUUAAGCAUAUGGUAAGCAUAGGGAGAAGGAAAAAAUAGGACUCUGGGGACCUUGAUACUUUACUUUCUGUCUGGUUGUGGGACAGUGCCCGUGUAAAAUAUUGCAACAUUUUUAUCCCUCAAGUGACUUUCUGAGGUACAAAAUCCUUGGUGUAAAAAAAAGACAAAGGAAAAAAAAAACACAAAGCAACCCUUGUCCAUUGUAACCCUGUACAAAUCAAUAAUGAUCAUGGGUACUGGUCAUGAUUUUGGACAUGCAUGUAAUGUGUGUGAUGUAAUACAGAUAUCUUUGCAAAGAUGAGAAAUGAAACAUUUUGGAGAUGCAAAGUGGGAAAAUUUGCCAUAAAACAGUACUUUUCUAAACCAUGCUGGAGAAGAAGUGUUCCAUUAAAAAAAUGGUUUGUAAUUUUUUAUUGUUAUUUUAUUUUUGUUUAUUUUUAUUACUAUUAUUAUUAUUUAUUUACUUACAGUGUUCGUCAAGGACUUGCUUUAACAUUCAUAUUCAGAUUGAGCUCUGUCAUAGCCAGAUUCAACUGAAAAGCAUCCAUCUUUUACAAAUGGAAAAUGAGACAUUCAACAUUAAAUUCAGUUAAAUUUACUCACAUUUGCACACAAUUCACAUAUGGAUCAAGUGUGAACGAAACAAUCCGAUGACUGAAAUAUGAAUUUAUUUGAGGAAUAUAAAUUCACUGCGAACAAGUGUAUAUUUCAUGUUGUCACAGUAACCUGUGUCAAACAAUAAAUGUUUACAUAUUUUAUUACAUCAUAGAUGCAGUACUUUGUAGCUCAUUAUUGUUGAUAACAUUUUGACAUUUUCAUACUUUUUCUGUACAAAUUUAACAAACAUCUAGUUUAAUGUAGCUCAUCUAGUGAAGUCCAAAAGUCUGAGCCCACACUGAAAAUCUGAGAUUCAAAACCUAAUAUAAGCAGAGGAAUUAACAGAAGGUUUCAAAUAAAGUAAUAUUAUGAUCAAUCAAAAAUAAAUAUUUAGGGUUCUGCACUAAUUUCUAUGUUGCUAAACAGGUAAGAUAAUUUUUGUAACUUCAAAUAUGAAGGGGUCAAAUUUCCUUGCUUCCACCGAUGUACACAAAUUAUGCUGGAUGACAACAGCUGGUUUUUGCUCAAUCUUUUGGCAUCAAUCUCAGACGAAAAUCUACUAAGAACAUUUUUUAUAAAUAAAUAUGAAAAUUAAUUCUAACAUUUCAUUUAAAUUGCUUAUUUAUUAUGAUAAUAUUUUAUGACAAAAAUAAAUGAAUUUUUUUA
Messenger RNA from Carassius carassius (crucian carp), 7027 nucleotides. RefSeq names its product neurexin-3b-like. Bases 548 to 5632 code for a protein of 1694 amino acids. The record is from RefSeq and is a predicted model, not a curated record. NCBI's taxonomy places the organism in Eukaryota, Metazoa, Chordata, Actinopteri, Cypriniformes, Cyprinidae. The transcript has 23 exons.